Messenger RNA from Candidozyma duobushaemuli, 1854 nucleotides. It is a transcript of the gene RGD1, whose product is annotated as Rgd1p. Gene Ontology annotation, biological process: signal transduction; regulation of GTPase activity. Lineage: Eukaryota; Fungi; Ascomycota; Pichiomycetes; Serinales; Metschnikowiaceae. The transcript has a single exon. The record is from RefSeq and is a predicted model, not a curated record. Gene Ontology annotation, cellular component: cytoplasm. Bases 1 to 1854 code for a protein of 617 amino acids.
AUGAGCAAUCAAGAUUCCAAUGAGCAAUCGGAGGGUGCUAGGCUCCUAGAACUGGAGACCAUCAAGACGUUCAUGAACACCGAUGGGGCUCUUGAGGUGCUCUUGGCUCGUCUCAAACGCUCCAUUGGCACUGGUGACGAGAUCGCAAAAUACGUCAAGAGGAAGGCCCAGAUCGAGGAUGACCACUACAACCAGCUUAAAAAGUACGCUGGUAAUGUGCGUGGCUCUUUGAAGAACACCAAGAACAAGAAUGAUCUGUUCUCCAAUAAGUUGGACCAAAUUAUUGAGUUUGACGAGCGCCUCUACUCAGUAGGCUCCUCCUACGUCAAGGCCUUGAAUACCAUGCACGAUGAGAUCGUGUCAUUGGUGAACACUGUGAGUCGAACGCGGAAGAACAUUAAGGACGAGGCGAAGAGGAAAGAGAAGGAAUGUGCUGACUCCAUCCUGAUGGCAGAGAAGGCGAAGCAGAAAUACUACCAUUGUUGUGAUGACCUAGAGCGCUUGAAGAUGUCUGAUCCCAACAAAAAGUCCUUCCUCAAGAGUAAACCAGAGGAGGAGGAGUUACAAAGGAAGGUGGACUUGGCUGAUCAAGAUUACAAGACUAAAGUUUCUGCGUGCAAGAAAUUGAAGGACGAGAUGUUGAUGAUUUACAGACCAACCAACACGAAAAAGUUGAAGAAUUUGAUCUUGGAGAUGGAUAUUGCCUUGAAUGUGCAAUUGCAAAAGUUUGCUACCUGGAGCGAGACUCUUAUCAUGAACUCAGGUGUGUUGAUCAGCCCCUUACAAGCCGAUAAACAGUCCAUGAAGGCAAUUGCAGCAAGCAUUGAUAACGAGCUCGACUUGUACAACUACAUCUCGAAGAACUCCAACAACCCCACGAACAAGCUGUUGACGCCUGUGGAGUAUACACCUCACCCAUCGUUUGCAAAGCACACCAAGCCAGCGAAACCAUUUUUCAAUAACACCAACAGCUCAAACAAUCUCAAUGCUAACAACGGCAAUAAUGCUCCUAGCAAGUCGGCCAGCAGUGGAAAUUUAGCACCCACCCAAUCCCUGCAAUCUCAGAACCAGAGAAAUAGUAGCCUGAACUCAAACCUGGGCCCUGAAUAUUCAAAGACACCUGCCACACCCGCUGAAAGUACCGCAAGUACAUUCACAUACAGCUCGUUAGAUCCCAGUAAUCAUCAGAGCGACUUGACUGGUCCUAAAUCUUUGAGCCAAGUGAAUCAGUACGCCCAACCUACAUUUGGUGUUUCUAUCGAAGAAGUGAUACAGUACGCCGGUAUUGACAAUGUGCCUCUUGUCGUCAAACGUUGUAUUGAUGUCAUUGAAAGUUAUGGUCUAGACAUCGAGGGUAUCUACCGUACUAGUGGCAACAAAACAACGGUACAACAUCUCAAAGAGUCAAUUGAUUCAAACUUCGCCAACUACUUGUUGAUUGGCAACAACAUCGAUCCAAAUAAUGUGUUGGAUGCGGACAUCUACUGUACCGCUUCGCUUAUGAAAAUCUACUUCGCCUCCUUGCCAGAGCCCCUUUUGACUACUGCCUGUUACCAGUCAUUCAUUGAGACAGUCAAGUCAACAGACGAAACCUUCAUUGCGAAGAAAUUGCACCACUUGGUUUACAACUUGCCUGACGGUGCAUACUUCACCUUGAGGGCUUUAAUCUUCCAUUUGAACAAGGUUGCUGCCCACCAGCAUAACAACCGUAUGACAGCCAAGUCUUUGGCGAUCAUUUGGGGGCCCGCCCUCCUUAACGACAACUCGAUGUCGCCGCAAGACUUGAGUCAUAAGACAAAGGUGGUGGAAGAGUUAAUGUUGAUUGCUAAUGAAAUUUUCGAUGCUGAUGAAUGA